AUGGAGAGACUCACGGAAAGGGUCAACAUCGAGGCAUCUGUCGGUAGCGUCCAGGGAAUUGCGGCGGGUUUGGGAAGCCAAGGGCGAUGUUUUGCGCAGGUAGAAGAUCUCUUCUUCAAUUGCUCUAUGAAGCGAGAUCCAGUUACUGCAGUCUACGUUACCAAAAGAUGGGCAGAAGCCUGUCGUGGCGGAAGCGAUCAUUGGAGGAACUGGUGGGACUCUCCAGCGUGCGAUGUAGGGUUCACCCAAUACGGUAAAGCAGAACAAGCCGAUAUUGACGACCUCCUGUCUAUGAUGCGGGAUCUCGAAAGAGAGCUCAAAUUGUUAUAUCCUUCCAUGACAACAAACUGGUACACAUUUCAGUGGUUAGAGAGCAUUCUGGACUCGUGUAUAAGAGAACUUGGAAAGGACAUGGACCGCCCGCCGAGAUACAUUGCCAAUCUCUAUUACGGAGCACUGGACAUACAGACCGAUACCACCUUUGAAAUGCACCGCAUGGUUCGAUCGUUGGAAAUCUCUCUUUACAGCGCGCACCAAUCUCUUGGUAGGGCCAGCGAAUUGACGGUUAAGCUGGGUGAAUUCCUACAACAACGACUUGGUAUUGAAAGCGACAGCUAUAGGAUUGCCACGGCAGAGUUGAGGUGGGCAACCCAGUUGCUCUUCCAUCUUGAGGAGCAGAUACGUCGUCUUUCCGAUGAGCUCGAGGCGUGGGAGAUUGUGGGUAAGACACUUGAGGGCUCUGAGGAGUAUGGCUUCCUAAACUUGGAGACAGUGAUCUCGAUUGCAAUGGGGAAUCGUUCAAUAACGAAUGAGGGUGUGAUUGGUAGAGCCUGGGUAGGAUGGGAUAAGGAGAUGCUUAAAGAUGAUUUCCAACUCCCUUCUGAAGAGGAACAGUAUGUAGCCUUGUUGUUGGCAAAGAGGGGUUUACGGCCACUGUAUCUAGAAUGA
Fusarium coffeatum is the source of this 948-nucleotide messenger RNA. RefSeq lists its product as uncharacterized. Lineage: Eukaryota; Fungi; Ascomycota; Sordariomycetes; Hypocreales; Nectriaceae. Bases 1 to 948 code for a protein of 315 amino acids. The transcript has 2 exons. The record is from RefSeq and is a predicted model, not a curated record.